GUCUGCACGCGCCGCCUCGACUGUAAACAGAGUGCUGGUGACUGUUAAGAAGACCGCCUGACAGUUAACAGUUAGGAAACGGUGUGCAGCUAAGCAGUUCCAGUCAACGGUUUUCUGGAAAUGGUUUUGUUUUCUUUGCAGCUUUUUAGAGAACGGUUAAAUAUAAAAGAAUGAUACUAGGAGAUUUACUAGUUUUUGUUUAAGAAAAAAAAAAUUCAACACAGGAUAGACGCCUGCUUCAUCUGGAGUGCUUGCAUCUGUGUGGCGGGCAAAGCGGCGGGAGGCAGCGGACACCCAACGACAUGGAAGCAGAUCCCUUCGUGUCUCCAAUGCUGCAUUUGGAUCUGUACAAUUUUGAGUCGACGGAAGCGGAGGGCAGCCGCUACGUCCUCACGAGCCCCCGCUCCCUUGAGGCCUGCGCCCGCCACGGUGUCAGGCCCGUCGAACUUCUGCACAAGCCGCUGUCGGAGUUCGUGGAGGAGAACCCGGACACUCCACUGCGGGUCAUCACUGAACUCUACGAGGUACACGAAAAGGGGCGGCGGCGAAAACUACGCGAGUGCCGUGAGGAGAGAUUGAGAAUCAUCGCGGAGGCAAAAGACAGGAGGGCUCCAGAUUCUGUCGCGGUGUGCUCUUUGAGCCAGGUCAAGACCUCCGACGGGUCGGGAGCCACCAAAAAGCAGACCCCUAAUGGCGAUUGGCCUGUAAGUGUCGGUAAGACCAUCAGUCAGAGAAGAGACACUGCAGAUCAUUUAGAAAUGAACGGUGCAGUCGGAUACAAAGAAAAAAAGAUUUCCAAAACUGAUGGAAAAGGUAUUGAUUUUCAAGUUUAUACAGGCAAGAGUUACAGUCUGGGUGAUUUGACCCAUUCAUUGGAAACUGAAAGAACGAUGGAGAAACUAUUGAGGGAAGUCAGGAAAGACACCAGUGUAUCUGUCCCAGAGAGGGAUCGCAAAAUUGCUGCUCUGAUGUUGGCCAAACACGAGGAGGAAAAGUCUCGUCAACAGCUAAGACGCACGGCUGAGCAGGCAUGGGAGGAAGGCAAGAAGAAGGAAAAGCUUCAGAAGAUGAGGCUGGAAAAGCAGAGGAGGCAACAGCUUGGCCACAAUAUGGAGAAGUGGCAACGAGAUCUCGACUUUCGCAAAAGCAGGAUUAAGCAGGAAGAGGAGUAUCUGAUUCAGAUGCGAAAACGAGAGGUUGAGAUUCAAGAAGAAAAGUGGAGGAAGCUGGCUGAAGAGCAGGAGUCCAGGCGACUUGGCAAACUCGAACUGACCCGGUAUGAAGCAGAAUGUAAAAAACGCAACCAAGAGGAGAUGUUGAAAGAGAAAGACCGAUUGGAGCAGCAGACCAGAGAGAUGCAGAGCGUAGUGGCACAGGAAAAAAUGUUUCUUGCCUCCCAGAGUAAACUAUUAAGGGAAAUGCGACAGAGAAAGAAACUGCAACAAGAAAAUGAGCAUCAUAAACUGAAACACCAGCUUCUCAAAAGGGAAGUUGACAAUCAAAUGAAAGCAGAGGAGCUUCUCUUGAAGAUGGCCUUGGAGAAGAAGCUGCUUAAAUCCCAAAAGAAUUACAAACGACUGGUGGCAGAAAAGGAGAAAAUGGUCCAAGAAAAGGCCAUCCGCGAGGAGAAGCAAACCAUUUUGGCCAAGAUCCGAGCGGAGAAACUCGAGGACGAACAGAGAAAGCACAAGACCAGUCUUGCUCUUGAGAAAGACAAAAAGAUUCAGCAAGCACUUGACUCUGUAGAUGAAAAGGUGCGCCAGAAAGCCAUGAAUGCCAGAAAAGUCAACCAAGAGAAGGAGCGGUCUCACCACCUUUUGAAACAGAAGCUGGAAGAGGAGGAGGAACUGCACCGGCUAGAGGUGAAAGGGGUCAUUGAAAAGAAGGAUAAAAAGAGUGAACAGAUCCUGCGAGAGAAAGAGGCCACCAUAGAAGAGUCCCGCAAAGUGGCCAGAGCCUCGUUCCAAAUGAGGGAGAAGGUAAGGGAGCAGAUUAACAGUCGCUCCUUUGACCAGAUGGCUUUGGAGGCCCAGCUGCGUGCAAGUCUCACUAGAACAAAACUGUGAAACAUCAGCAAGCUGUCAGCUGACAGCCAUCCUGAACCAAGCUUCAAAUAGAAAUCCUUUGAAAGCUCAAUCCUAUAUAUAGGAUCUUUAAAGAGGCCAACAGUGAGAGAAAAACAAAACUGUGUUUGCCAUCAGUUUACUGGCUGUGUGUAUUUGCUUAAUAAUGUUUACUAAAAAUCAGUGACUUCUGCAUUCCUUGACACCUUGUAAUUACUUGACCAAAAACCUCCAUUGCUAUUUCAGUGUUUUCUACUUCGUAUUUGAUGAUGUUUUUGUAAGGAAUGCAAAGAGUGCAACGGACAUGUUUUGUCUACUGGUUGAUUUCAAACCAGUCUGUAUAAAUUCAGACACCUUGACAUUGCAGCUGUGAUACAUGGGAGACGUCAGAUUUCAGUAAUCAUGCAUUGUGUUCAGACUAUUGGUAGCGACACUCAACGGUGUGUUAAUUUUCUUUUUCUUUAGGAUGAUCUGGAUUUUGUAAUGCACAGACCUGUAGUGUUGCCUUCAGUUCAUAUUUACAGCUUUGUCAUGAUUGGUAUCAGUACAUGUAUAAGGUAGUUGAUAUUUCCUUUUAAAAGCAAGGCUUUGAUGAAACAUUAAACCACAAUGUGCAAGAUUAGUAAUAGUAGACAUCAAACGUGUUAAGGCUUGAGUGCAUUUGCCCCUUCAUAAGAAAUUAUGUAUAUGUAUGCGGUCACAACCUACUGAUGUUUGAUGUCUCUAGGACACAAAUUAUGGUUUCCAUUAUAGGCAGAAUUCUACAAUAAACUGCAAUAACAAGCAAAAUCAUGUGCACAGUACAAAGGCUAUCUCAUCCAUUACUCUGACUUUGGCUGUCAGUAGCUCUUGGUGCCCCUGACAUGUUUGAUGAAAUAAUCUGAGAUCUCCAAACCAUUAGACUCCUGAACCUCUCCAAGCCUACUUAUUGUAACACAUUUCACAAACUCUGUGUGUUCUGUCACAAGUAUUCAAAGACGAAUAUUAAAGGGGAAACGGAGGCUGUUAAACUGCUUCAUUCUAAAGCUUUUUCUUCUUUCAUGUGGGGACACAAUAUUGGACCAGUGGACCAGCCUCCUCCACUCUCAUCUGUUGUACACUCGCCUGA
Messenger RNA from Polypterus senegalus (gray bichir), 3171 nucleotides. Its product is annotated as coiled-coil domain-containing protein 177. Lineage: Eukaryota; Metazoa; Chordata; Cladistia; Polypteriformes; Polypteridae. The record is from RefSeq and is a predicted model, not a curated record. The transcript has a single exon. The coding region runs from base 303 to 2066 and encodes 587 amino acids.